Cercospora beticola is the source of this 2143-nucleotide messenger RNA. It is a transcript of the gene SSL1, whose product is annotated as TFIIH/NER complex subunit SSL1. NCBI's taxonomy places the organism in Eukaryota, Fungi, Ascomycota, Dothideomycetes, Mycosphaerellales, Mycosphaerellaceae. Gene Ontology annotation, molecular function: zinc ion binding. Gene Ontology annotation, cellular component: transcription factor TFIIH core complex; transcription factor TFIIH holo complex. Gene Ontology annotation, biological process: DNA-templated transcription; regulation of transcription by RNA polymerase II; nucleotide-excision repair. The record is from RefSeq and is a predicted model, not a curated record.
UGGACGUGCUGUGCUCCUUCCACACCAAGUUCCAACUUUAUCUCCUGGACGUCAACUCACUUGGCCGCUUCCGGACAAUACAGAUCCUGGGAACCCAUCCACCGCAAGACUCACGACACCGCUGGCAGUUCUGCGCGCUAGCAACGCGUGACACCAGUCCGCAACGCGAACAUGAUAUAGGCUGAAGAAACGCCACCUGCCGCCUGUGCAGAACCUCAAUUGCAGUCUUUCCAUCACCUAGCUGGGUCAACAUGGCUGACUCGGACCACGAGUACGAUGAGGACGAUGAGAUCCAUACAAAUGGCAGGUCCAUGGCAUCACGUCCCAAGCCCCGAGCGCUGGCAAGAUGGGAAGAAGGCGCCACUGGAACAGGUGACAUCCGCCAAGGCGCAGAUGGAAACCUCCUGGAAAUGCUGGGUGGUGCAGAGGAGGCUGCAAAGCGGAAGAGGCUCGUCAAAGACACCACUCCCUUGCAGCGAGGCAUCAUCCGACACACGAUCCUUAUCAUUGACCUGUCGUUAGCCAUGGCUGAGAAGGAUCUGCGCCCUACACGAUUGCUUCUGACCUUGACCUAUGUCAUAGCGUUCAUUCGUGAGUACUUCGAACAGAACCCCAUCUCACAGCUUGGAAUACUAGGAAUGCGUGAUGGGCUGGCAAUACGAGUCAGCGACAUGUCCGGCAACCCGAAUGACCACAUUACUGCGGUCAAAGGCCUACGAAGCACAGAUCCAAAAGGCAAUCCAUCGCUACAAAAUGCGCUAGAGAUGGCACGAGCAGCACUGUAUCACACGCCGUCCCACGGCACACGCGAAGUUGCCAUCAUCCUUGGAGCAUUGCACAGCUCGGACCCUGGAGACAUUCACGACACGAUCAAGGCCUGUAUCAAGGACAAGAUCAGAGUCAAUAUCAUUGGCUUGGCGGCACAGAUGUUCAUAUGCGCCGAGAUCUGUCGAAAGACAAAUCAAGGCGAUACGAACUGCUACAAUGUCGCAGUGGACGAGGUUCACUAUCGAGAGCUUCUAAUGGGAAUCACAACGCCCCCGGUUGUGCGGGCCACCGAUGUCGAGGCACAGAAGCGGAACCAAGCGGCCUUGCUCAUGAUGGGCUUCCCCUCGCGGAUGGUGGAGGAAAGAGCCACUCUCUGUGCGUGCCACGGAAAUCUCACCAGAGGAGGCUACCUCUGCAGUAGAUGCAAGGCGAAGGUCUGCAGUUUGCCUGCCACGUGCCCGACGUGUGAGCUCACUCUCAUUCUCUCGACUCACUUGGCCAGAUCCUACCAUCACUUAUUCCCCCUGCAGAACUGGGAUGAGGUCUCAUGGACGCGCGCACAAUCGAAAGGCAGUACCCAGUGUUUUGGUUGCCAGGCGCCAUUUCCGCCCGCUGCUGGCAAAGUCGAUGCGGUCAACGGCUCCGGCGAAGAAGGUACGAGACAGAAACGCGCAGAAGGUGCGUCCGAGUCGUCCAGGUAUGAGUGCUCGACUUGUCAGCAGCACUUCUGUAUCGACUGCGAUGUCUUCUGCCACGAAGUAGUCCACAAUUGUCCUGGCUGUCAGAGUAGUACCCAUCUACCCGGUGCACAAAACGGCGAUAUGGACGUAGAACCCAGUUGAACAAGGCGCAGGACACCGUAUCGAAAAGACUGGCCUGAUCCGAUCGUACAUGGUCCCCAAGUAGCAGAAGAGGUCUCAAGCCUGUUACCUCAAAUAACUCCACAUCCUGACCAAGACCGCAGAAAAAGCUACGACGUCACGUCUUGGCACGAGGCAUUGAUUGCCAUUGGAGAAUGGCUGAUAUGCAAUGUGCACCGUCGGCACAGCGCGGACAGUGAGCUGUCCAGAAUUAGCACAUGGAUAAUCUUCAAGGCAUGUUGUGGCCAAAGCGAUCCUCAGAAAACAUACCUGCUUCUGGGAAAAUGGUCGCUUCCAGGCCUACCAGGUUGAGUACGCGCUAGAAAUUUCGAAGCACGAUCGUGGAGAGGCGCCUGUUUCGCAGAAGAAGCGGGCAGACUUCCCGCUGCUUUCAUAUGCGUGGCUUGCGGCGAGUCUGACGGAUGGGUGAACAGAACCAGUGGGGCGCUACUAGAGUCACAAGUAAUGAACACGCCAUCAGGCGACUGUAGCCCCAGCAUACAUGUGUUUGCUCA